Molecule: messenger RNA, 1206 nt
Organism: Recurvomyces mirabilis
Lineage: Eukaryota; Fungi; Ascomycota; Dothideomycetes; Mycosphaerellales; Teratosphaeriaceae
Gene: CHT4
Product: Chitinase 4
Exons: 2
Coding region: 1-1206 (401 amino acids)
Biological process (GO): chitin catabolic process; carbohydrate metabolic process
Cellular component (GO): extracellular region
Molecular function (GO): chitin binding; chitinase activity
Source: RefSeq, a predicted model, not a curated record
AUGACCCAUCAAGGCUACAGAAGUGUAGCAUACUUCGUAAACUGGGCGAUUUACGGCCGUAAUCAUCAGCCCCAAGAUAUACCGGUUGAGAAACUGACACAUAUCCUCUACGCCUUCGCCAAUAUACGACCAGAAAGCGGUGAAGUCUACCUCACGGAUCCCUGGUCAGACACAGACAAACAUUGGCCAACGGACUCCUGGAACGAUACCGGGACCAAUGUGUAUGGUUGUGCAAAACAGCUCUACCUACAUAAGAAACGAAACCGAAACUUGAAGGUGCUUCUGAGCAUAGGCGGCUGGACCUACAGCUCAAAUUUCUGCGCACCUGCUUCGUCAGAUGCCGGCAGACGGAAGUUUGCAGAGAGUGCAGUCAACAUCCUCAAGAACCUUGGCUUUGAUGGCCUUGACAUUGACUGGGAGUACCCGAAGUCUGAAGCAGAAGGGCAGCACUUUGUCCUCUUACUACAGGCUGUAAGAGAAGAGCUGGAACGCUACUCGAAUUGCCUGGCCGAAAGACCACACUUUCUCCUUACUGUAGCCUCACCUGCUGGACCGUCGAAUUGUCAAUGGCUGAAAAUGAAGGAAAUGGAUCGCUAUCUGGACUUCUGGAACAUGAUGGCAUACGACUUCGCCGGCUCCUGGGAUCAGCAGGCAGGCCAUCAGGCAAACGUAUACCCGUCUCGAGAACGACCGAAGGCCACGCCGUUCAGCAUUGAUUUCGCCGUGAAGUACUACAUCGAGCAUGGCGUGCAUCCUAGCAAGAUCGUGCUGGGUAUGCCUCUUUAUGGGAGGGCGUUCCAGGGUACUGAUGGACCUGGUUGUGGGUAUAGUGGUGUUGGGGAGGGUUCGUGGGAGAAUGGCGUCUGGGAUUACAAGGCACUACCUCGGCCAGGUGCGCAAUACUACAUCGACAAAGAGGCAAUCGCAUCAUGGUGCUACGAUCCAGGCACUCAUUUGAUGGUCUCCUAUGACUCGCCAGAAGUGGCCACACAAAAGGUCGAGUACAUCAAGCAAAAAGGCCUUGGAGGAGCGAUGUGGUGGGAGAGCAGUGGUGAUCAUCCGUUGAAUCAUGAUGAGAGCUUAAUACGAGUUGUUGUCGAAGGCCUCGGUGGAUAUGAGGGCCGACAUAUGGAGCAUGUGCCGAAUACAUUGCAAUAUCCGGAGACCAAGUACGACAACCUUCGAAACGGCAUGCCAGGAGAGUGA